AUGUUGAUACUACGGAAUACGCAACCUUGCAAUAUUGGCCGAUGCCUCCUCCUACCCUCUGAUCCAUUUCUUCCCUCUAUCCUACGGCCACCAUCCCUCCACCUCCAAAUAUCUCUAUCUCCAUCACCAAAACCCCCCCCUGCUCUACAUAUAUCCCAUACCCAAAUUACCCCAUACCUCACUACCACAAUUUCCCUUCUUUCCCUCCCACACACAUUGGCCAUGGCAGCAGCCGCCGCCGCCGCCUCCUCCUUCAUCGGCACUCGUCUCCCCGAGGUCCGUUCCGGGUCGGGUCGCGUCCAGGCCAGGUUUGGAUUCGGUACCAAGAAAUCUCCUCCCAAGAAAGCCGCACCGAAGCCGACUUCCGACCGCCCAUUAUGGUUUCCAGGAGCCAAGGCCCCCGACUAUCUGGACGGAUCCCUCGUUGGAGACUACGGGUUUGACCCAUUUGGGUUGGGGAAGCCCGUUGAGUAUUUGCAGUUCGACUUGGACUCGCUGGACCAGAACCUGGCGAAGAACUUGGCCGGGGAUAUCAUCGGAACCAGGACCGAGAGCAGCGACGUGAAAUCGACUCCAUUCCAGCCUUACAGUGAAGUGUUUGGGCUGCAGAGGUUCAGAGAAUGCGAGCUCAUCCAUGGCAGAUGGGCAAUGCUCGCUACUCUUGGUGCGUUGUCGGUUGAAUGGCUCACCGGCGUCACCUGGCAGGAUGCUGGAAAGGUUGAACUGGUGGAGGGAUCAUCAUAUCUUGGGCAACCACUCCCAUUUUCCAUUAGCACAUUGAUCUGGAUCGAGGUGCUAGUGAUCGGGUACAUAGAGUUCCAGAGGAACGCAGAACUUGACCCGGAGAAGAGGAUCUACCCAGGUGGAUCAUACUUCGAUCCGUUGGGACUGGCAGCGGACCCUGAAAAGAAGGCGAGACUUCAGUUGGCAGAGAUAAAGCACGCACGGCUGGCGAUGGUGGCGUUCUUGGGGUUUGCAGUGCAGGCAGCGGCCACCGGAAAAGGGCCACUGAACAACUGGGCAACCCACUUGAGCGACCCGCUGCACACAACCAUUUUGGACACCUUCGGCCUUUUCUCUUAAGCAUUUUGUGAUGUUAGUUGGGAGAGAAGGAGGCGGUGCUGGUGCUGGCAGCGCCUAAUGUAUAAGAGAUGAAUAUGGGAGUCAGUCAGGAGUGUGUCUUCUCUCUCAUCCUCUUGUAAAAAUUGUAAUACUAUCUAUUAUUAUUCCACAUUGUUAAUUCAGAGGAAUGCUACAUCAUCAUCAUC
Sesamum indicum (sesame) is the source of this 1268-nucleotide messenger RNA. It is a transcript of the gene LHCB4.1, whose product is annotated as light harvesting complex photosystem II. Gene Ontology annotation, biological process: photosynthesis, light harvesting. Gene Ontology annotation, cellular component: membrane. NCBI's taxonomy places the organism in Eukaryota, Viridiplantae, Streptophyta, Magnoliopsida, Lamiales, Pedaliaceae. The record is from RefSeq and is a predicted model, not a curated record.